UUGUAUUUUACUCGAGUUACUAUCUACUCCUUAAUGAUCUCUGUUUGACUUGGCCUUGCUCUUCUUGUAUCUCUCUCUCUCUCUCUCUCUCUCUCUCUCUCUAAAACACCUGCUCUGCUCAUCGUCUGUGACUUCGAGGGUUCUACAGGUUUUGGAAAAUUGCAACUGAGAUCCUGGAUCCUAGUUAAUUAUAGGGUUUAUACUGUUGAUGUGAGAGACUAGUUUUAUAUUGUGAACAGCCAAAUCAAGCUGUGAGCUGUAUGAGGGACUUUAUUCUUGACUUUUGAGCACUUGGCUGAAGGGUUGUUUUGUUACUUUGCGGAGGUAUUUGAUUUUGUUGCUGACCAAUUCCUGCUAUUCUGUUUGGUUUUUGCCUCUAUGGUUGAAGAAUUCGUUGGCAGCUUCUUCUUUUGCCAAGUCCUGAUUGCUUAGAUUCUUGAACAAAUACAUCACAUCCCAUCUCAAAAUUUGCUGUGAUUGAUUGUUUCCGCAAAUUUAAUUUAGGUUUCUUCUAAGUUGCUAUGCUAAGACCAAAUUAAUUUCAUAUUUAUUUUGUGGCAAAACAAAAGGGUGUUCUUGAAUUGUUGUCACUUGGCGGUGUAAGUUAGGAUCAGCUAGAGAUUAAGAUAGAUAGAUUGCUGGCUUGGUAGUAAAGACAAAUUCAAUGGGUUCGAUCGAAAAAACUGUUUAUUAUUGCUGUGUAUCAAAAUCAAAAGCAAUGGGUGGCCGAAUUUUGUAUGCAUAUAGUGGUGGAGAGCAUGAAAUUGAGAGCAUGGCUGCAUUGUGCUUGGAAAAGGUCCCUCCCUAUCACAAAUGGUAUUUUCAGACAAUGGGUAAAAAGACUUUUGGGUUUCUCAUAGAAGAGGGUUAUGUCUAUUUUGCUAUUGUGGCCGAGGGCAUUGGUAACUCAGGGAUUCUUCAGUUUUUGGAACGUGUUCGUGAUGAAUUCAGGAAGGCAGCUAAGAAGGGCUCAAGCAGAAGUAUGUCAAGCCUGAGCUCACUCUGCAUACAAGAGCAGCUAGUGCCAGUUAUUCAUCGUUUGAUUACUUCCAUAGAGCAUGUUUCUCAAACUAGUAAUGAAUGGCCAGCAGAGGCUUCCUUCCCACAUCAUCAUGCAGGCCUCUCUCCUUCACCCACUAAUGAUGCGAAUGGUCAAACUGAAAUUGCCGCUUCCACGAAAGCGCCUUUAUUGGGAAAGUCUAGCAAGCACGAGAAGAGCAGGAAGAAGAUGAUGAUGAAGGAUCAUGUGAUUGCAAUGAGAGACAUUGAGUUGGAGGAGCACCGAAAGUCUACAGAUAGAGUAGUGAAGGUUGAUACAGGAACUCUGGAUUCCAAUAGCCAGAGUGGAGCGGUUUCUGGAAAUGCAUCAGUACCGAAGGAUAUGGGUCCUUCUCUAAUGAGGACUAGGUCAGGUAACCAAAACAUGCGAAAGAAGUGGUGCCGCCAAGUAAGGAUUGUUCUUGCAAUUGAUGCAGCUGUAUGUUUGGUAAUGUUGGUGAUUUGGUUAAUCGUUUGUGGUGGUACUAAGUGCCUCCAUUGAAAUUGCUAUCUUUUUUUCUCUCUUUUCUGAAUGAGGAGCCGGAAAGUUGCAGUUGAAAUUUUUAAAAAAAUUUCAUAUCAAUAAUAUUCUUUUUGGGAAUAGGUCUCCCACAGAGAGGAUGAUCAAAUGAAAGCAACAAAUUGGUCUUAUCCAUGGGGGCUUAGUGUCUAUAUAUAUGUAUAUAUAUGAAGGUACGAGCUCCACAAUUACGCAGUUCAUGGCAUCACAUUUAGAAACUUUUCUAUACAGUUGUGAAGCAUUUAUGCAUAUGUUUGAAUGUAACAUAUUUAGAAGUAUGAGUUUGUAUGGUUGCAGUUAUGUACUGAUCUUGUUGUAGUUAAUUAGCUCUCUUUUCAUAAUGGAAGAUUUUAUAUUAGGUCUCUUUGCAUUGCAUGUA
Messenger RNA from Camellia sinensis, 1937 nucleotides. Its product is annotated as phytolongin Phyl1.1. The record is from RefSeq and is a predicted model, not a curated record. NCBI's taxonomy places the organism in Eukaryota, Viridiplantae, Streptophyta, Magnoliopsida, Ericales, Theaceae. Gene Ontology annotation, cellular component: membrane.